Messenger RNA from Parasteatoda tepidariorum (common house spider), 889 nucleotides. RefSeq names its product bursicon subunit partner of burs (gene Pburs). Gene Ontology annotation, biological process: G protein-coupled receptor signaling pathway. The record is from RefSeq and is a predicted model, not a curated record. Gene Ontology annotation, molecular function: neuropeptide hormone activity; G protein-coupled receptor binding. Gene Ontology annotation, cellular component: extracellular region; bursicon neuropeptide hormone complex. NCBI's taxonomy places the organism in Eukaryota, Metazoa, Arthropoda, Arachnida, Araneae, Theridiidae.
AAUACAACUGAUAUUUUAAGCCGAUAAAUUUUCAUGCGUUAACGCACUAUUAAUAUUAUUCAAAAUACAGCAAAAACUAAAUGAUAAAAUAAAUUUUAGUAUAAAUAAAAGAAGAAAUAACUUGAGUUCAAUCCAUUUGUCGGGUGCUGAGUUGCUUUCAAAAUACCCGCUGCGAUGCGAUUUUUUUCCAUUUUUAUCCAUGCAAAAUCCAUUAAUAUUCUUUGUCACCAUCUUUGCUUGAGUCGCCACUAGACUUUCAGUGGCCUUUCACGCUGGACAAUAGUUUAAAAGACUCUCUGCUUCCUAUUUUUGCCGCAAUAAAAAAUAAUUAGUUCUAAUCGUUGAAAACAAUCAUCAGCAGAUGAGCAAUCACCUUCUUUCCACGUGGAUCUUCCUCUUCAUGAUGAACAUGAUUCUCUGCCUGGAGCACCAGAGGGAAGUGGAAAUGGCGGAGGUGAUUGCGGCCAUGAAAGAUGCUUGCGAAACCAUGCCAUCCACUAUACAGGUCACCAAGGAAGAAUAUGAUGAUCUGGGCAACGUUGUCCGAUCCUGUGAAGGAAACAUUGGUGUCACGAAAUGCGAAGGCACUUGCACGUCUCAGGUACAGCCCAGCGUGGUCACUCCUACUGGAUUUCUUAAAGACUGCCAUUGCUGUCGAGAGACUUGGAUGAGGCAAAGAGAGAUUCUUUUAACAGAUUGUUACACGCAAGACGGGAAAAGAAUUUUCGGACAACAGGGCACUAUGGUCAUCCAUUUAAAAGAACCAGAAGCCUGCGCAUGUCAUAAGUGCGGUCUAUAAAAUUUUACUUAGCUUUACGUUUUACUGCUAGGCUACCAAUGUAAAACAAACAAAAUUGUUAAUUUCCCAAAUAUAUAAUUUUUACAAGCA